AUGACGCUCACGACUGGUGCACUCACGCUUGCCGUCAAGCGCCUCACUGAAUUCGCAAAGCUGCCAACCCGCGGCACUGCCCUCUCGGCUGGCUAUGAUCUGUACAGUGCUUACGACGAGGUUAUUCCCGCCCAAGGCAAGGCCAUCGUCAAGACCGACAUUGCGAUCGCCGUCCCCGAAGGCCACUACGGCCGUGUUGCUCCCCGCUCGAGCAUUGCUUGGAAGAACCACGUCGACGUCGGCGCUGGUGUUAUUGACGCAGACUAUCGAGGCAACGUCGGUGUCAUUUUGUACAACUUUGGCAAGGAGGACUUUACGAUUAAGCGUGGCGACCGCAUUGCGCAGCUUAUUCUGGAGCGCAUCUCCACGCCCGACGUGGUUGAAGUUGAGCAAUUGGACGACACUCAACGUGGCGAAGGCGGCUUUGGUUCGACGGGAAAGAAUUAA
This is a messenger RNA of Capsaspora owczarzaki ATCC 30864, 447 nucleotides long. RefSeq names its product deoxyuridine triphosphatase. Lineage: Eukaryota; Filasterea; Ministeriida; Capsasporidae. Gene Ontology annotation, biological process: dUMP biosynthetic process; dUTP catabolic process. Bases 1 to 447 code for a protein of 148 amino acids. The transcript has 5 exons. The record is from RefSeq and is a predicted model, not a curated record. Gene Ontology annotation, molecular function: magnesium ion binding; dUTP diphosphatase activity.